This is a messenger RNA of Gastrolobium bilobum, 931 nucleotides long. Its product is annotated as ATP synthase subunit b', chloroplastic. NCBI's taxonomy places the organism in Eukaryota, Viridiplantae, Streptophyta, Magnoliopsida, Fabales, Fabaceae. The coding region runs from base 158 to 805 and encodes 215 amino acids. Gene Ontology annotation, molecular function: proton transmembrane transporter activity. The transcript has a single exon. Gene Ontology annotation, biological process: proton motive force-driven ATP synthesis. The record is from RefSeq and is a predicted model, not a curated record.
CUCUCACACACACCCAUUUGUGUGGCAAAGAAUUUGGAUAGCCCUAGUCCCAAAUCCUAGUCCCUUUUGCCUUUUCCUUCUUUCACAUUUACAAUAAUCCUUAGUGUGUGGGAGACAAAGAGAGUGUGUGUGUCACAAACAUCCCAAAGCUGCAAACAUGGCCAACAUGAUUGUUGCCUCCUCCACCAAAUCUCUGAUUCCAGUUUCCACCAAUUCUCUCAAACCUAAACUCCUCAACAUACAAGCUUCCAAGAUAUCACUCCCCAAAAUCAGAGUCAGAAUCCCAUCUCCAUUCCAAACCCUCAAACUCCUCUCCCUCGCGGCGGUGCCACUGGCCGUGGCCGCACCACCCUCCCUCGCUGAAGAAAUCGAGAAAGCUGCACUCUUUGACUUCAACCUGACCCUACCCAUCAUCAUGGCGGAGUUCCUUCUCCUCAUGGUGGCCUUGGACAAGGUAUACUUCACCCCACUUGGGAAUUUCAUGGACGAAAGGGACGCUGCUAUUCGUGAGAAGCUGAACAGCGUGAAGGACACCUCUGAGGAGGUGAAGCAGCUGGAGGAGCAGGCCACGGCGGUGAUGAAGGCGGCAACGGCUGAGAUAGCGGCGGCGCUGAAUCAGAUGAAGAAGGAAACACAAGCUGAGGUGGAUCAGAAGAUCGCUGAGGGUAGACAGAAAGUGGAAGCUGAGUUGCAAGAGGCUUUGGCUAAUUUGGAGAAACAGAAGGAAGAGACUAUUAAGUCCCUUGAUUCUCAGAUUGCUGCUCUCAGUCAGGACAUUGUUAACAAGGUUCUCCCUGCUCGUUAGUUUCGUAAAUUCCCAUGAUUCUAUUAUAUUUCUUUGUUUUGGACUUCAAUUCUGUAAUGAUAAGGACAUGCAUUGUAAACUCAAACUCUGAAAUUGCAGUCUGCACAUUACAGGUUCUUUUUUUUU